Molecule: messenger RNA, 865 nt
Organism: Dioscorea cayenensis subsp. rotundata (Guinea yam)
Lineage: Eukaryota; Viridiplantae; Streptophyta; Magnoliopsida; Dioscoreales; Dioscoreaceae
Product: leucine-rich repeat extensin-like protein 5
Exons: 3
Coding region: 1-660 (219 amino acids)
Cellular component (GO): plasma membrane
Source: RefSeq, a predicted model, not a curated record
AUGGCGCAUCACCACGUCAUCAUCGCCGCCUUGCUCCUCUCUAUCGCCAUUGCUGCAGCCGCCCAAUCCCCCGCCGCCGCCCCAACCACCACCCCUACUCCUCCCUCCAAACCCACCCCCAACCUCCCCUCUCCUACCGCCGCCCCGCCCCGGUUAGCUCUCCACCCCUCUCUCCCCACAUUGCCUCCCCCAUCCCCCACCCCCGUCGCAUCUCCUCCGGCAGUCACCACUCCAUCCCCCGUCGCAUCUCCUCCGGCUGUCACUACCCCAUCCCCUGUCGCAUCUCCUCCGGCGGUCACCACCCCAUCCCCUGUCGCAUCUCCUCCCGCGGCCACCAUCUCAUCCCCCGUCGCAUCUCCUCCGGCUCUCGCCACCCCAUCCCCGGCCGGCUCCCCUCCGAUCCCUGCUGAGAUCCCCGCCCCAGCUCCUAGCAAGAAGAAGAAACACUCCAAGAAGAAGAAGGCUGUCUCUCCUUCUCCGGCCGUCAGUCCUCCGAAACCCUCCGUCGGUGGUCCUGUCAGCAGCGACGCAUCCUCUCCCGGCCCCGCCGCUUCCGCCUCCGCCGACGCCUCACCGAAUGGCGCGGAAAGUGUGAGGAUGAGAGAAGUGCUGAUCUCGGGGUUGGCUGCGAUGAUCUUGGCCGUUGGAUUGCUUGCCUAGAGAUGAUGGAUGUUGCUGUACAAUAAUGGUUGAUAAUAAUAAGGCUGUCUUUUUAGAUUUAAUUAGUGUUAUUUUUACUUUUUAAUUUUUAAUUUUUUUUUAAAUUUUUAUGGCCAUUUGUAGUUUAUUUUAUAACACACAUCGUCGACAUCGAUCACUUGAUGUAAUUUUUUGUUAUUUUUUAUUGUUGAUGUUGUAUUGCUCA